UGGGGGGCGAGCCUCGCCGCCUGCCUUCCCCUUUUUCCUUUUUUUUUUAAUUUAUUUUUUUUCAUUUUUUAUUAUUUUUCCCUUUUUUGUGUGUUUUUCCCUCUUAUUUUGCUCCCCGCCUUGCUACGAGCCUGCUGUGCGCACAACGUGGCUGCGGGGGGGAAAAAACGGGCAGCUGGGGGGGGGGGGGGUACCCCCACCCCCCCCCAAAAAAAAAAAUCGAAAAAUCAACAACAACAACAAAAAACACCCAAAAAUGUCCCUGUGGGGGCAGAGGGGACGGACCCCGAGCCGCUCCCCUGAGCUCGGCGAGCCCUCCUCACAAGGGCAGCUCCCCGUGAUGAUGCACGCAGAGCGCAGCCUUCCUCCCCCUCCUCCUCCUCCUCCUCCUCCUGCUCUUCAUCCUCCUCCUCCCGCUGCCCAGGAGGCAGAGGGGUGCUCCCCGGCUGAGUGCAGCAGGGGGGGAGCUGUCCCAGCCCCUCUGCUCCUGUCUCUGUGCCUCCCCGGCACUUUCUCCGGGGGCUCGCUCAGCCCCCGGGGUCGUGUAGGAGGCUGGGUGGAAGGUGGCGAAACCGACACCGCGCUGGCCGUGGGUUAUAAAUCACCCCUCCUCUGAUCGGCUGGGAGUCGGACGGAUUUGCCCAAGUGAUGUGCGAUGAAGGCACCAGCCCCUUUUAUCGGUAGCCGCAGCAAACCACCGCGUUUGUCUGAGCCCUUCGGGCUGCUGGCCCCGCAGCCGUCCUCACCUUCCCCCAAACUCCUCGCCCUCUCGGUGGGCUUCCCCUUGCUUUUCCUCGCCGCCUCCAAAACUGACUUCUCUCACCCCUGCGAGUAAAGAUACGUUCGGAGGGUAGCCUUGUGGAUGGCCCCGGAGCAGGCCAGAUGGAACAGGACAGAACCAAGCAUGUUGACGGCAAUAGAUUGAGUCCAUUCCUAAGACCGCAACCUUCUCCCGUGUGCCAGGCAGAGCCUUCGGCAGUGAAGCUACAGAAUGGAAGUCCGGCGACAGAGAGGCCCGAAGUCGAGCUAAAUGGAGACCACAAGCGGCUACUCAUCAAAAGCAACUACGGAGCGCCCCACGCGAAGGGAAGCCCAAACCACCGCGUUAGCCCCGACCUUGUACAAGAAAUGAAAGUAUGCUCCAAAUAUAUGCAAAACGGUGGGAUUAAACGCACUUUUAGUGAGCCCUCUCUGUAUGGACUUCAUCAGAGCAAGAAGGCGAAACAAGACAAAGAGGUGAACGGAGAAAAAGCUGAGCCAGAUGAUAACUAUGAAAAACCAAGCGUCUCCAAUUGUUACGGCGAGAAGAAAGCCGAGAGCUUUACAGGACAAGGAAAUGAAGCCUCAGAGUUGAUACCGUCUACAAGAUACAGCAGUGGUGGUUCUGAAAACCCUCAUGACCUCCUGAUCCAGAAUGAGCAGGAGCGGGAAAACCUUCAUUGCCACAACAGGGACAUUGUCUUACUACUUAAGAACAAGGCGGUGCCAAUGCCUAAUGGUGCUACAGUUUCUGCCUCUUCCAUGGAAAGCAUGCAUGGUGAACUCCUGGAGAAAACACUGUCUCAAUAUUAUCCAGAACAUGUUUCCAUAGCAAUGCAGAAGAACACAUCUCAUAUCAAUGCCAUUACCAGUCAGGCUACUAAUGAGUUGUCCUACGAGACAACGCAUUCAUCCCAUACCUCAGGGCAGAUCACUUCCCCACAGACCUCAAACUCUGAGCUGCCUCAAGUGCCAGCUGUAGUGGUUACUGAGGUCUACGAUGCAGAAGACUCCAGUAAACCACCUGUAUUGCCAGGUAGCUGUUCGCUUCAGAAACCAGAACUACAGCUACAGCAACAGAUCCCGGGCUAUGAUACACACCAGUUAUCUGUAGGAAACAGUACUGUGCAUGGAAGUGUAGGGCAGGUUCCCAACCAAGACCUCUCUCUAAGUUCCAGCAGUAACCUGCAAGCUCAGAACGCCGCGCUGGAAAGGUUUUCUGAGCGAGCAGAACAUAAUGGUGCUUUCUUUAAACAGAACUCAAUGUUUCACAAAGAUUCCUCCACUCCUCCUGCUCCAGAGAUGAACAGCGCGCUGCCCGGCGUGGCGCGAGAAGGACGCCGCUCCUACGGCAACAGCGGCGAGGAAACUCCUCCUGGAGAGAUCGCGGGCGAAGGGCAGAGGCAGGGACUGGUGCUAGAGAGUCCCAGCCUCGGCCAGCAGCAACUUCACCCUCCGCAAAGGCUUCCGCAGCAGGUGCCAACGCCGCAGCAAGAUGUCAGCGAGAGCAAUCCCCGAGCUGCUGUGGCCACCUUGCCUCAGCAGCACCCAGAAGAAAUGCCGCCGCCGCCGCCGCCGGAGCCUCCCCUCCCAAGCCUGCGGGCGUGCGGAAGCGACGGUGAGUUGCCACGCUGCCAGCAUCUCCCAGGACAGAGGGAAGCUGAGAUUCCUCCCGACAAAGAGAAGGACCAAGCAAAAGAGCCCGUGCCACAGCCUCAGCGUUACUCGAAGCCGGCCUGGAUCGAGUUGGUCUCCACGCAGUUCCGCCAGGGAGAGCCUCCCCACAAGCCCAGCGAAGCGCUGCUCCGGUCAAUUCUUCAGUUCCAGGCAAACGCACCCGAAACAGCCUACAGCAAGCAGUAUGCUGGAAGCCCUGAUGCAUUGAAGGGGCCGUCGGGACAGCCCCAGAGCCAGAAGAUAAUGCAACAGGAACAAAUUCCCCCGCUCUACAAAAGCGAGGCCUCCCAGCUGCAGCCGCCUCCCGCAGCUGACCCCCAGCUGCUGUUCCCAAAACACUCGCCGCAGCCCCAGCUCGCCAAGGUGGAUCCCCCCCUCCAGCCCCAAGCUCAGCAGCUCCAUUUCCAGCCGAGAGCUGAACAGCCAGCCGAGCAGCCCCUCGGGGCCCCGCUGAAACAGCAGCACUUGAAUCCCCCGCCAGGGGAAAGCGAGCAGUUCUUGCAUUCCCACAUCUUGCAACAGAUGCUCCAAAAGCAGGCGCAGCAGACCCAGCUGCCGUGCGCUCCGCAGCUAACCCCCAGCCAGCAACAGGCCCUGCAAAGGAGAAGUAAAGAGCCGCCCCAAGCCAUCUCCCAUUCCCAAAGCGCCCUGGAGCAGCAGCUGGACAGGGCAUCCUUCAGCCAGCUCAAGGCAGAUGAGUGUUUUCAGGCUGGGAACAAGUACCUGAAGCCGGCCGCCUUCCCGCUGCACGGCGCUCAGCUGGGGCUAGAGCAGGCACAGGGCGUGAACAGCAAGGCUCCCCUCUACGGGCAGAAACCCAACGCCAGCCUGCAGCAUCCCUGCCCGAACAACGUGCACUUGAUCUCCGAGAAGAAGGAAAACGCCGCGCAUGGCGAGCGCUUCGGGGCCAAGAAGAUGCAGGACUUGCAGCACGCGCAGUAUUUUCCCAACAGCCUGCCCCCCAAGCAAGAGGUGAACCACUGCUUUCAAGAACCAGAGCAGCAGACGCAACAAGCUUCGGUGAUCCAGCUGCCGCUCCAGCAGCCGCAAGGCUACGGGGGCAGCCUGAACCCAGAGCUCCCCAGCCACCAAGCCCCGCAGCUGCCCCCGCGGUACUUACCGCACAGCCAGCAGGCUCCCCCGCACGCCCCGGAGCAGAGAGGCUGCCAUCUGCAGACCCAAACCCAGAAGGAUUUUCAGAAGCACGCUGCCCUAAGGUGGCAUCUCCUACAAAAACAGGAGCAGCAGGUGUACCAGCAAGCCAAACCCGAGCUCGGCCCCAGCGCAGCACGCAAGCCGAUCAAAAUUGAGGCUGGCACAAAGGCGAACGUCUGCAUGCGCCCGUCUGCUGGGCAGCUAGAAAGCAAAAUGUGGAAAAAAACAAUUAAACAAGAGAAUCAGCACUUCGGCUGCGAGAACAUGCAACAAAAGAGCAUCAUCGAGACAAUGGAACAGCAGCUAAAACAGAUACAGGUCAAAUCACUGUUUGAUCACAAGACUUUUACUGUCAAAUCGCCUAAACAUGUGAAGGUUGAAACAGCAGGCCCUAUCACCAUCCUAUCGAGGAACACCUGUGCUGCAGAAUUUGACACUCAGACCCCAAUCUCGGAACACCAAGCAAACCCGUCUGCUGAGAAAACCCCGACCAAAAGAACAGCUGGAACUGUUCUCAAUAAUUUUUUAGACUCACCUUCCAAGUUACUGGAUACUCCUGUAAAAAACUUAUUGGACACACCUGCCAAAACCCAGUAUGACUUCCCAUCGUGCAGCUGUGUCGAGCAAAUUAUCGAGAAAGAUGAAGGUCCGUUCUAUACCCAUCUAGGAGCCGGUCCUAACGUGGCAGCUAUUAGAGAAAUCAUGGAAGAAAGAUUUGGACAGAAGGGUAAAGCUAUAAGGAUUGAGAGGGUUGUCUACACUGGGAAAGAAGGCAAAAGUUCUCAAGGAUGCCCUAUUGCUAAAUGGGUAGUCCGCAGAAGCAGUCAGGAAGAAAAGCUACUCUGCCUGGUGCGCGAGCGAGCGGGCCACACCUGUGAGACGGCGGUGAUCGUGAUUCUCAUCCUGGUCUGGGAGGGAAUCCCGACAAGCCUGGCCGACAAGCUGUAUUCGGAGCUCACCGACACCCUGAGAAAGUACGGCACGCUCACCAACCGGCGCUGUGCCCUGAACGAAGAACGGACCUGUGCAUGUCAAGGGCUGGACCCUGAAACUUGUGGUGCUUCAUUUUCCUUUGGUUGCUCCUGGAGCAUGUACUACAAUGGUUGUAAGUUUGCCAGAAGCAAGAUUCCGAGAAAGUUCAAGCUGAUGGGGGAUGAUCCAAAAGAGGAAGAAAAACUAGAAUCCAAUUUGCAGAAUCUGUCAACCCUGAUGGCGCCCACCUACAAGAAGCUCGCACCUGAUGCAUACAACAACCAGAUCGAGUACGAACACAGAGCACCCGAGUGUCGCCUGGGGUUAAAAGAAGGUCGCCCAUUCUCCGGGGUCACUGCCUGCCUGGAUUUCUGUGCUCAUGCUCACAGAGACUUACACAAUAUGCAGAACGGGAGCACACUGGUUUGCACACUAACUAGAGAAGACAAUCGUGAAAUUGGCCAAACACCUGAAGAUGAGCAGCUCCACGUGCUCCCGUUGUACAAAGUCUCUGAUGUGGAUGAGUUUGGAAGCGCUGAAGGCCAGGAGGAGAAGAAGAGGAAUGGCAGCAUCCAGGUCCUUACCUCCUUUCGGCGGAAAGUAAGGAUGUUAGCGGAGCCCGUUAAGACGUGCCGGCAAAGGAAGCUAGAAGCAAAGAAGGCAGCUGCAGAAAAGCUUUCCUCCUUGGAGAAUGGGUCUAGCAAAGCUGAAAGAGACAAGUCUGCUGCAGCACGCAACAAGCAAGGCAACGCUGAAGCGGCAAGUCACGCAAAGCAGCUAGCAGAUCUUUUACGCCUUUCAGGACCAGCCUCACAACAGCAGCAGCAACAUCCCCAGCGCACUCUCCCUAACAGCUCCCAGUCAAAUCCUAUUAAUUCUUACUCGGGUUCAGGUUCUGCAAAUCUGUAUGUAAGGUUGCCUAAUCCAGCCGGUGGUUAUCCCAGCUCUUCAUACACUUCAGAUCCCUAUGGAGGGUCGGCUCCCAUGAACCUUUACACCACCUCAUCACAGCCUGCGGGGUCUUAUUUGAAUUCUUCCAGUCCCAUGAACCCUUAUUCAGGAUCGUUAAGUCAAAAUAACCAGUAUCCACCCUACCCAUGCAAUGGAAACAUGCCGAUGGACAACUGCCCCUCUUACUUGGGCUCCUACCCCUCCCAGCAUCAGCACGUGGACUUGUAUAGCUGUCAGAGCCAAGACCCUAUGUCUAAACUAAGCCUGCCACCCAUUCAAACAUUAUACCAGCACAGGUUUGGGAAUAACCAGAGUUUUGGUCCCAAAUACUUGAAUUACGGAAACCAAAAUAUGCAGGUCGACUCUUUCAGUAAUUGCACCAUUAGACCAAAUGUACACCACGUAGGGUCUUUUUCCUCUUACUCCACCCACGAGGCUGAUGGCCAUUUUAUGGAGGUAGCCUCGAGGCUCAAAUCUAAUCUGAGUAAUCCAAGCAUGGACUAUGCCUCCAUGAAUAAAAACACUGAACAUCACCAUGUGCAACCCCCGCCACAUUUAGCACACGACUACCAUCCCGCUCCAAAUAUGUUCAGUGGUCCUCCUAAUUCGUUGCACCUCCAAAACAAGGAUAGCGAAAUGAUCUCCCAUGCAGUCAAUGGUUUGUCUAGCAUGCUUCCAGGUCAAAACCACGAUAGGACUACUCCCCAAGGUGGUUUAGAGAAAACCGAUGUGCUGAAUCCUGAAAAAGCAGAGGAUCCCGAUGAAGUCUGGUCCGAUAGUGAACAGAGCUUCCUGGAUCCAGAAAUUGGAGGAGUGGCAGUUGCUCCAUCUCAUGGGUCAAUUCUCAUAGAGUGUGCAAAGCGCGAGCUCCAUGCAACGACCCCCCUCAAAAACCCCAACAGGAACCAUCCCACCAGAAUAUCCCUUGUCUUUUACCAGCACAAGAGCAUGAACGAGCCGAAACACGGCCUGGCUCUGUGGGAGGCCAAGAUGGCUGAGAAGGCAAGAGAGAAGGAAGAGGAGUGUGAGAAAUACGGUCCAGACUACGUGCCUCAGAAAUCUUACGGCAAAAAAGCGAAGCGGGAGCCUGCUGAGCCACACGAAGCCUCGGAGCCAACGUACGUGCGCUUCAUCAAGUCUCUUGCACAACGGACGCUGUCGGUCACCACAGACUCCACAGUAACGACAUCUCCAUAUGCCUUUACACGGGUUACAGGGCCUUACAACAGAUAUAUCUAACUUCACACCUUCGUUGGUUACCUCAUCUGAAAAAAAAAAGAAACAACAACUCAUCAGUAGGGUAGUUCUCGUUUAGGUUUUGGGGAAGGCAAGGGUGGAGGAGAAAGCAGUGUUUUCAUUAAACUCAUCGGUGGAAAAAGCCUCGGCACACCAGCAUAAAGAGGUAAUCUCACUAGCGCACUUCUUUUCCACUGGUUUUUAAGUGGUCACAGAUGGCAUGUAGGAAACAAGACCAAAGCAUCCUAUGCAAAAACAAAAAAACAAAAACAAAAACAAAACAAAAAGUGUUUCACAAUUUACAUUUGAAAACACUGGCUCCAUUACUGAAAGAGAGAAUCUGCAAAUGGAUUUUUUUUUUCUUACAGUUUUGCACAUCUGUGACCACUUUUAAUGUCAUUGAGUUUGCAUAGUCAUGGAACAGGAGCAAAAAAAAAAAAAUCCUAAAAAAUAAUACUGUAGUAUUCCAACUGCAGGAAUCUUAAAAUAACAUCUGGUGCUGAAUCUACGAUGUACUGAAAUACUGGAAUUAUGGCUUUUUAACAUGCAGUUUUUACUGUAAUCUUAUUAGUCUCUUGAUUUUAUUUAACAAAGUAGAUACGUAUAAAACGUAAUGAAUAGACAGCAAAACACUGAAUUUGUUUGGAUAUUCUAAAAACAUGGUGCUAUCUAAGAGAACGGUGUCUUUAUUUUAACAGUCAAGCAGUUAUUGCCUUUAUAACGAUUAAAAUGUCAAUGAUGUAUUCAAAUGUUCUUCGACAACAGGGAGGACCUUUUCAUUCAUGUAUGUAUUGAAUUUACCUGGUGUUAAAAUAAGCUUACUUUUUAACAUAUGGGAAUUACAAAGACCUCUGGAUUUUGCUCAUCCAGUCAAGUCCUAGAAAAGGACAAUAAAAUAUAGAGAGAGAUAUUUUUUUUUAAAAUAGUGUUUCAAAAGCACUUUGUCUACCUAAGCUUGGCAACUUGAACAAUGCUAAGGUACUAAGACAUUAAAAAAAAAAAAAAAAAGAGUUUACUUUGAUUUUAAAAAUGCAAAGAUAAUUUUUUUAAAAUAAAAAAAAAAAGCUUUUAAAUACUUUUGUUUUAGCCGUGCAUCUGCUAGUGGGCUACAUAUCCAUUUUUAAUACAGUCAGUUAUGGUAAAAAUGGGGCUUACUGGAUAUAAGGGAAUACUUUAGUACACAAAACACAUGUUUUUCUGGUGCUCAUCUCACACAGCUAUACUGUAAACUGUUUUCUACAAUUAUGACAAGUUCAUUGCUCAAAUAUGUACAGUUUUAAGGAAAGAAUUUUAUAUUAACCACAGGUAAUAAUUAGCAGCAUGCAACAGACUACAACUAGUUAGCUUGGGCUUCUGCUGUUUUUAAAGAUCUGUAUGCUCUUCAACUAUUGAAUGGCAGACUGCUUUUGUGUUGAUAAUUAUGUACAUUGUGGUGUAAGUCAUUUCUCGGUGCAAGUGUCCUCUUUUCCAGGAAGAUUGAGCAGACCGAUGCCUACACAAGAUGAAUGAAACAGGGUUAGUUCUGUGUGAUUCCGUUGAUUAAAUAGAAAAAAAAAAUAGGCAGCUGGCUUGCUGUGGUGGUUUUAAAACAUUAAUUUCUAUUAAAAAAAGCAGGAGAGUUGUAUAGUAAAUUAAAUUGUAAACAAAACUUUUUUUAACGCAAUGCUUUAGUAUUUUAGUACUGUAAAAAUAUUAAAUCUAUAUAUAUUUGGGUUUUGAGCUGAAUUCACAUCAUGGUGCUACUCAGCCUGCUACAAAUAUAUCAUAAUGUGAGCUAAAAAUACAUUAAAAGGUUUGAGUGAUGUUCCUACUUGUCAUAUACCUCAACACUAGUUUGGCAAUAGGAUAUUGAACUGAGUGUGAAAGUUUAUAUAUUGUAUACCAUCUUUUUUCCCCCAAUAGCCUUUGAAAAAAAAAAAAAAAAAAAACUCUCUCAAUACUUGACAUUUUAGCAAGUAUAACUUGAACUUCAACUUUUUUUUUUUUUUUGGUUCUAAAAAUUCAGGGAUAUUUCAGCUCAUGUUCUCCUAUGCCAACGUGUCACCUGUGUGUAUGUAAAGCUGUUGUAGGUUAAAUAUAUUAUUCUUUUUUUUUUCUUUUCUUUUUUUUUUUCCUCCUUCAGGGAUUUAAUGCUUUUCUUUUGAAUCCCUUCUCUAAUUUUCCUUGUACAUGUAUUGAUGUAACUAAAACUAAUUUUGUAAAUUCGUUAGCUCUUUUUAUUGUAAUGAAAGUGUUUAAGAGAUUUAGAAUGUUUUGCCUGUUUCAAACGAAUAAACAAAAGAAAGUAGAAUGCACUGAGCUGAUUAAAGGGAAAAAUGUAAGGCAGGGGUUUGGCAAGUGACUGUUUGCUAGAGUUUUUCAAGUCACUCUCUAAACAAGGCUUCUUGGAUACUGUAAUAAAUAAAAUAAAAUAAAGUAUAAAAAGGUACAGUCUGUACAAGGGCUUCCCUAAACAUGCAAACCUCCAUGUCCCAGAUAUAUCUUGUGCAAUAUACUGUAAGAUUAAGUUUGGUCAAAAGAAAUUUUAUCUAACAGAAUCACAACCUAACUCGAGUAAAUCAAAGGAGGCCUUUGGGUUUAAUGGUCAAAUAUUUAUUAUGGCAAUUUUUUAUUUUUUUUUUUUAAUUCUCAGUCUGUGACUUUACCCACUGCAUUGAAACAAAAGUUUCGCCUUUUUAAAGAAAAAAAUUUAAUGAUGGUUAUGUGUCAGAUUAAUUAAAUCCUUCCUAAUCUUCAUCUUUUGGUGAUUAUGUUUUAAGUCCUAUAUGAUUCAUCUGAUCCCCAGUAGACGUUUGGUUAACAUGCCGUGCACUGUCAUUUGCCAAACUGCUGGCAGCAAGAGCAGGAAGCUUAGUUGGUGAAGCAGUUAUGUAUUGUAAAUACCCGAACUGUAAUUUUUGGUGUACAGAACCCUGCCUCAGUUGGAUCGAAUGACAAAGCAGACAUAAAAUUGCUUGUAUAGGAUUAUCAGGUUGACUAUAGCCAUACUUGAAGAUGCUUCUGAGUGGUGUCAACUUUACUUGAAUGAAUUUUUCAUCUUGAUUGACGCACAGUGGUAUAAAGUUCACUUCUAAAGCUAGUGGUUAACUUGUGUAGGAAACUUUAGCAGUUUGACACUAAGGUAAUGAACUUCUGUGUGCAUUUUCUAUACUUAUGUUCUACUUUUUUUUUUUUUUUUACUUUAGUUUCAUUCAUUUUCAUGAAAUGUUUGGUAUGUCUAUAAAAAGAAUCUGAGGAUGGUUAUAAAUACUGUAAGUAUUGUAAUGUAAUGCAGGUUAUUUGAAAGCUGUUUAUUAUUAUAUCAUUCCUGAUAACGCUGAGAUGUGGGUGUUUUUAAUAAAAUUUAUAUUUAUUUAAUGCA
Molecule: messenger RNA, 10111 nt
Organism: Anas platyrhynchos (mallard)
Lineage: Eukaryota; Metazoa; Chordata; Aves; Anseriformes; Anatidae
Gene: TET2
Product: tet methylcytosine dioxygenase 2
Biological process (GO): chromosomal 5-methylcytosine DNA demethylation, oxidation pathway; myeloid cell differentiation; positive regulation of transcription by RNA polymerase II
Cellular component (GO): nucleus
Molecular function (GO): DNA 5-methylcytosine dioxygenase activity
Source: RefSeq, a predicted model, not a curated record